GCUGCUAACCACUCUCAAACUCAUCACCACCACCACAUGCUUCUCAUUUCCAUUGACAGUAGUGCUUUCUCAUUUCUCAGUCCUCACAAGCUUGCAACCCUAGCUCUCUCUCUUUCAUCUCUCUGCUCUCUUUUGAAAGAUCCCUUCUUUUUCCCUUUCAGCUCCUCGCCCCCAAUCCUUCCUUCUUUUGCCACACGAGAUGUGGCUUGCCCGGAACUAGCAGUGGAGAGCAAAGCUUGGGGCAAAGCAGCAGCAGGGCCAGCCAAAGCUCAGAUUCCCGUGGGCGUGGUGGCCGCUAUUUCACCGCCCUCCACCCGCCGAUUCACCGACGGAAGGAUCCAUCCAAUCCCCCCAGCUGUCGGCGCCUUACUUUCCACUGGAGCCCGGUUUUCCUGGCGGAUUUUCUCGUCGUUUCUUGGGCCAAAGGGCGGCGGCGCUUUGGAGCGUUUCUGUUGCGGUGGCGUCUUGAGGCUCGAUCCACUGCGCCGGGGGCAGUUUCUGGUCCGGGGCUGGCUGGGAGCAGUUCUUGAUGAGUUCUUGAGCUGGUUGCGGUGCCCCAUCCAUCCCUGUUGCUCGUGCUGUUCGAUUGGUUUGGGGGGAAUUGGUUCUUGCCUAGUCCAGGGUUCCUGUUCCUCUGGUUUCUCGCGGCGUCAAUCGGGAGAAAUGCCGGUUUUGCAGCCCCCAAGUUGACCAAUUCGAUUAAGCUCUUUGUUGGUUCCCAAUCCCAUGGCGGAUUCGGGGCAUUGAGGAACCGGUGAUGGACAUCAUGACCUGGGCGCACAUGGCGGCAGGGUGCGGCAGGGAGCGGGUCGCCUCCCUUGUCGAUCGGCACUGGCCGGCCGUGUCCCGGGCCUGCGUGUGCUCGUCGUGCUUCGUCCUCGCCGCGCUGAGGCAGUGGCAGGGCUGCACGGCGCGGGGGUUCCUGGGGCUGGCGAGCUUGGGCCCCGCGGCCGUGUUUGUGAUCCUCUGGAGCUUUUUCGUGUGCAUGACCUCCCCGGUGUGCGCUCUCUACGCGCUUCUUAUCCUGGGAGCUACUGGGGCAGUCAUUCACUAUAUGGGCUAUACACCUGGUCUUCUCAUUGUAGGACUAUUCGGAAUAUUGAUUAUGUGGAUGUAUGGCUACUUUUGGAUUACAGGAAUGCUUCUGGUUGCUGGAGGUUCUAUGUGCUCUUUGAAACAUGCACGAUUUGUGAUACCUGUGUUGGCUGUAUAUGCUGUUUAUUGUGUGGCUGUUCGUGUUGGAUGGCUUGGAGUUUUCUUGACGCUGAAUCUUUCUUUUCUGACAAAUGAUCUUCUGAACAAGUUGCUGCAAGGAUAUGAGGGCAGCACAGAAGAGAUGGAAUUUGAAGAAAUGAAGGAUCCUCAUCCAGGGAUGGAUGAAUUCUAUCCUAGCUAUGAAUAUCCUCCCGCUCCUGACAGUGAACCAGAGACUGUAUCUUCUGCAAAGCCCUUUUGCGCAUCGCCUACCCAAGAUGUGUUGCAUGUACAGAAAGAAGCAUCUCCUAGUAAAAUCGUGAAAUCAGAUUCGACUGCGUUGGAUGAGAUGAAGAGGAUAAUGGAUGGUUCGACCUAUUAUGAAAUUUUUGGCAUCCCUCGGAACAGAAGUGCCGACCUGAAGAUACUGAAAGGGGAGUACAGAAGAAUGGCCAUGCUUGUCCAUCCUGAUAAAAAUAUGGGAAAUUCAUUGGCGUGCGAGUCAUUCAAAAAGCUUCAGUCAGCUUAUGAGGUUCUCUCAGAUUUAACAAAGAAAAACAGCUAUGAUGAACAACUGAGGAAAGAAGAAUCACGGCAAAUGACUCAGAGAUCCCGUGUUGUCUCUCAACAGAGUGGGGUAGAGUUUCUCUCUGAAGAGUCCAGGCGUAUACAGUGCACAAAGUGUGGUAACUUCCACUUAUGGAUAUGUACCAAGAGAAGCAAAGCCAAAGCAAGAUGGUGCCAGGAUUGUUCUCAGCACCAUGUUGCCAAGGAUGGUGAUGGAUGGGUGGAAAAUGGAUAUUCAACAUCCUUGAAGAUAGAAAUACCGCGAGCUUUUGUUUGUGCGGAGAGUAAAAUAUUUGAUGUAUCUGAGUGGGCUACCUGCCAGGGAAUGGAGUGCAAACCAAACACUCACGGUCCAACUUUUAUGGUAAACAUGGUUGGUGCGGAUAGGAUGCCUCAGAGAUCCUACAGUUCUCGGUAUCCCUUUAGCCUAGACGCGGAGAUGAUCCCUGAAGAUGAAUUCGAUCUGUGGCUUCAACAGGCAUUGGCAACAGGAGUCUUCUCUGACAGCCCAAAACGAAGGAAAAGCUGGAGCCCCUUCAAACUAACUCAAAAAGGGGUAAGAAGUUGGCGAAGAUCGUCAUGAGGGCAUGACAUUAAGUAGGAUGGCUGCAUGGGCCUCAGAUGACAACGACAUUUGAAAAGGCAAACAAUACAAGGGUUUGUAUUUGUAAAUAGACUGACAGAAAAGAAUUGCCUGGCUGUGCAACUGGUUUUUGUCUGAAAAACAGAGAAACAAGAAGUAAAAGGAACUCUUAAAUGAAAAGAUGCAGUGAAUCUGACUGUUAAAAUUAGUGUUGUGUACCAUGGCCAUGGGUCCCCACGAGUUCAUUCAACGAUCAGGUGUGCAGUCGAAACACGGCACCGCUAGCUGUAGCGUACAAGCAUCAGCACUGUAUGGAUCAACAACGGAAGCAUGCGGACGCUCAUGACGGGAACGGAAGGGUUUCUUCAUUUUGAAACAGGAUGCUCUUGUUCAUGGAAGUAGAAAUUUCUGGAGGAGUGAAAGAAGCUGAAAAGAGAGCAGAAUCUGGCUGCUGUAUAUACAUGGAAAAUCUUUCAUCAGAAAUGUACUGCCUGUAACAUGGUAAUCCUCUGUCAAACUCCCAUGAUCCAGGGUAUGUGCUGUAACAAGCUACGCGGCACUCUAUAACGUCCGGGGAUAAUGAUAAUGGAGGCAUAAUUCUUUUUGACUUGUUGCCCCUACUAAUGCUUAAUCUGAUUUACCCCUGUAAUGGCCCCAUCAUACAUUGUGUGGCCUGAUUAGUGAUUUCUGUAGGUGAGAGGUAAUACUUGCACUCUCUUGUUGGAACUAUCUGCAGGGUGAGAUCUAGAUUAGAUUGCCUCAUGAUUUUUGGCAUGUUUCUCUUUCCUUUUAAUAGCUGAAGUUUGUUU
This is a messenger RNA of Brachypodium distachyon (stiff brome), 3153 nucleotides long. RefSeq lists its product as uncharacterized. The transcript is spliced from 9 exons. The record is from RefSeq and is a predicted model, not a curated record. The coding region runs from base 758 to 2344 and encodes 528 amino acids. Lineage: Eukaryota; Viridiplantae; Streptophyta; Magnoliopsida; Poales; Poaceae.